UGUUCCUGUGUCUACCUGACUCGUGGCUGCCUUUAGAAGAGAUUGUUGCUCUGUGACAUGUUUAGAUAGUUAUGAUAAAGCCAUCAGUUAUAAGUUCAAUUAUGUUUUGCUUUUACGCCUCCCUAAGAGAAAACUCAAUCCGCGUCUGACCAAUGUGCAAACACAAAACCAGCUUUGGGAAUUAUCGAUUUUUUUUUUCUUUACCUUUGGACUAACAAACACAGAGGGAGCUGUUCUCUGACUGUCAGAGAAACUUGUCUGGUUAUGUUUUCACCAUGAAUGAAAGCUGUUGAAAUGGAAAAUCCAGAAAUCAAAAAUCCACAAUUGAGAGUAAAAUGAUUUCUCAAGCACCAAUGGAAGUGGAGUGAGGAGAUGGCGCUUGGACAAGGCUCUAAGAAAUCUAUUUCAUGUGACCAGGGGGUCACUUCUGCUUCUCCGAACAGUUGGGUUGGAGAAGGGGGACUAUCUGUGGCUCAACAAACCCGGAGGACUCGGUGCUGCAAGUGUCUCCUGGCCUUCCUCCUCAUCAUCCUCAUAGCAGCAGGAGCCAUACUAACCUGGUACUUCCUAGAAUAUAGGGUUUGGGUGUUAGAGCCUCGGGUCCAGCAGCAGUACACGGCACACCUGUCCAUCCUCAACAGAAACUUCUCUGCUGAUCUGUCAUUACACAAUAGCCCUGCGUUCAAGAAAGAGGCCAGGGCAGUACAGAAAAUGGUAGAGAAGAUAAUGAAGGCCUCGACUCUUUCUCGAUACUUCAACUACACGACUGUGUUUGCCUUUGGGGACGGGAGUGUUGUGGCUCACUUCUGGAUAAUAAUGUCAGUGCCAAGCAGCCAUGUUGAGAGGAUAACACUAGGGAUGGUCACCAAUAGCCUGGAGACGGGCCUGAGGUGGUACAGAGGGUCAGAGGAGGAGGACACAGCCAGAUGUGAUGGAUACCUCCUCCACCUUCCCUCACUGUCUGUCACUGAAACCGACGCCAGAGUUAUAGAUCUUUUGAAAGCUUCAUUUGAUUGUUAUCGCUACCACAAGGUGGUUUCCAGUAGUCCUGUGGCUCUCCGUGGCCCCGACACACAACGUUCCUCCUGCCUGUGGCACCUCCAGACUGCCCCCGGCUUCCAGCUGGAGCUCCACAUGGAGUGGCUGCUGCCUGAGUGCCGGGACAGGCUGGUGGUGUACAACUCCCUGACCCCCACCGAUACUCAUCUCAUCACCUCUGUGUAUGGCUGCAGCAGACAUGAGCGUGUGGUGGGCGUCCUGUCUUCAGGCGAAUGGUUAACUGUGGUUUGGAAACAGGGUCUGUACAACUACAAGGACCCCUUCUCGCUGUCUGCCCAGGCCUGGGACCACCAGGAUUGUAACUCCACUAUAGAGCUGAAGUCAGUAUUAGGUGUCCAGGGGACACUGAGGACACCUUUUUUUCCGAGCUACUAUCCCCCUGACACUAACUGUACCUGGAGCUUCAUUAUGCCCAGUUUGGGGUUGGGUUUGUCUCUAGAAUUUGAGGGCUACGAGCUGAGCAGAGCCGCCUACAACCAGGCCUGCACACAGGGACAGUGGAUUAUCCAGAACCGUAGGCAUUGUGGUGUCAGGAGCCUGCAGUCAUACAGUGAACGCCUCUUCUCACCGAUAGCCACUGUUGUCAUGACAUCAGAGGUAUCACUCACAGGGCCGGGCCUUCAGCUGCAAUACAGCGUCUUCAACCUGUCAGAUCCUUGUCCAGGCCAGUUUCUGUGCACCGUUAAUGGCCUGUGUGUUCCUGCCUGUGAUGGAAUCAAGGACUGUCCAAAUGGUCUUGAUGAAAGGAACUGUGUGUGUGCGGGACAGUUCCAGUGUCCAGAGGACAGUCAGUGUGUUGAUUACUACAAGUUGUGUGACCAACACCCAGACUGCCCUGAAGCAACAGAUGAGAUGAACUGUACAGAUGGUGUGCAGUGUACAGAUAUGACCUAUGUUUGUGCUGAUGGAACAUGUCUGAAGAAGCCUAACCCAGAGUGCGACUUUGUCACAGACUGCCCGGACCAGUCAGAUGAGAAACAGUGUGAUUGUGGCCUCAGGCAGUUCUCCAGCCGAAUUGUUGGGGGUACCAACGCCACAGAGGGGGAGUGGCCGUGGCAGGUCAGCCUGCAGGUUCGAGGUACACACAUCUGUGGGGGCACUCUAAUCUCCAGCCAGUGGGUGGUGUCUGCUGCUCACUGUUUCUAUGACGACCGUCUGUACUCACCCUCAAUGUGGACGGUCUACCUGAGUAAACUCCUGCUCAACCGCAGCAGCCCCACUGAGGAGGUGGCUCGAGUUCAGAGGAUCCAUCUUCACCAAUACUACGAUGACGAGUCCCAUGACUUCGACCUGGCCCUCUUGAAGCUCGACCGGGUGGCAGUAUACGCUCGACCCGCUUGCUUGCCUCCAUCGACCCAUCAGCUGGAGCCAGACCUGCUCUGCUGGGUCACCGGCUGGGGGACUCUGCGUGAAGGAGGCAGUGCCAGUGUUGUGCUUCAGAAGGUAGAUGUUCGCCUGGUCAGUGAGGAAGCCUGUGUUCGAUCCUAUGGUCACCUGGUCACUCCCAGAAUGCUUUGCGCCGGUUACCGCACAGGAGACAAAGAUGCUUGUCAGGGAGACUCUGGAGGUCCCUUGGUUUGCCAGGAGCCGUCAGGUCGCUGGUUCCUGGCCGGUGUUGUUAGUUGGGGCCGAGGCUGCGGACGUCCAGACUAUUAUGGCGUCUACACCCGCAUCACCAGGCUCACUGACUGGAUCAAACAGGUCAUCAGCAGCCCCUGAGUCAUUGGUUAUCUUUAUCAUGUUUUAAAUCACUAUCCAAUGUCCUGAAAUUGGGGGCUGAUAAAACAUUACCCAUGCAAGAAGAAAAGGAACUGGUAGACAAAUGUUUUUAGGAUCAAAAGAUGGUAUGUGAAAUGCUUUAGUAACAAUCAAAUGGAAUGUUUGUAAAGAAUGGUGAUGGGGUUUAAUAAAAUAUUUGUAAAAUACUGUA
Labrus mixtus (cuckoo wrasse) is the source of this 2989-nucleotide messenger RNA. Its product is annotated as transmembrane protease serine 6. The transcript has 18 exons. Gene Ontology annotation, biological process: proteolysis. NCBI's taxonomy places the organism in Eukaryota, Metazoa, Chordata, Actinopteri, Labriformes, Labridae. The coding region runs from base 373 to 2778 and encodes 801 amino acids. The record is from RefSeq and is a predicted model, not a curated record. Gene Ontology annotation, molecular function: serine-type endopeptidase activity; protein binding.